CUGCUAGUUGCUAAAAAUACUGUAACAUGAGUAAUACCCUUUAGAAUUUGAAAUGUCUGAUAUGGUUUAAUGUGGCAAUAAUUCAGGCCAAAGUUCCUCUAAAGUACAAAAGAAUUUGUUUUUUACACUGUUUUAAGCUUACUAUAAACUGGAAAAUAUGCAACUGUGCACAAACUAUUUAAAUACAUCUAAUUCUAAAUAACAAUCCUUGAAAAUGUAAUGCAUCUAGCAUUAACAGUUCAAAAGUUGUGACUUAUGGUACAUGGCCUUUUUUUUUUUAAUAACUUUCUUUUUUUCUUUUUAAUCAUAAUUAGACCCAUAGAACCUUUUUGAAAGCCCCCAUAUCUCAGAAAUUAAAGAACAUCUUGCACACUAGUUAUUAGGUGCAAUGACAUUCGUUUCAGCAAGAACAAGGCAAAUUGGAGAUGGUCAGUUAGAAAUAUUUUCCAAAAUCUGUUUAUUUUGACACAGAUUGACUCAUUAUCAUAUUUUCUUUAACACAAUACAUUUUUUCCUAUGGAAUUUUAUGCACCAUUCAAAGCAUACCUAUUAUGGGUGUAAUAAUCUGGUCCAGAAAUAGAAAAAUCCCAUUGUUUAAUGAUUCUUUCAUUGGCAUAUUAGUUUUUAGGGUCUUUGCUUACAUCUUCAUCUUAGCUGAGGGCAUCAGUUAUUUAAUGAACCCAAUAAAUAAUGAAAAUGUUUCUUUAAUCACCUUAACUGUCAUCUGCAUUUCCCCAAAUGCAUAAAUGAUUGCUGUAUGAAACCUCUCACCAUUUGUUUUCUUUGUAUAGAAGUGAAAAAUCCCUUUCAUUUAUUAACUGGUCAAAAUGCUUUUAUGUAGCGAAUCAAUCUGUUUUCAAAUUUGCUUGAACUGUUUCAGGGCUACAGGAACUGAAACUAGUCCUGAAAGCAUAAGGCAUCAGGAGAGGAACAACCCUGAAUGGAGUGCCAGUCUAUCUUGGGAUAUAUUCAUUCACACACCUACACUCAUACUGGACCAAUUUAGAAUCAUUAGACGCCGUAUUUAAUCAUGUCAACAGCAGAGACAACAGACUGCGAGAAUGAGUUUCCAGACCAUUACAAAGUCAUGAUGGACAGACUGAAUGAACAACGGAAGCUGGACCAAUUCACUGACAUAACUUUAAUUGUGGAUGGCCACCAGUUCAGGGCUCAUAAAGCUGUCCUUGCUGCCUGCAGCCAGUUUUUUUAUAAAUUUUUUCAGGAUUUCAAAAUGGAACCUUUGGUGGAAAUUGAAGGUGUAAGUAACAUGGCUUUUCGUCAUUUGAUUGAAUUCACCUACACAGCUACACUUGCAGUUAAUGGUCAUGAAGAAAUAAAUGAUGUAUGGAAAGCCGCAGAGUACUUACAGAUGCAAGAGGCAAUUAAAGCACUUAAAAGCAGGAUCAAAGCUGGUUCCCCAGUUUCAACAACCAAGGGACCAAUACAGAAGAGCAAAGCUAAAAAACGAAAGAUUGCUGAAACAUCAAAUGUGAUUACUGAAACUUUGCCUUCAGUAGAAACUGAGCCAGUAGAGAUUGAAGUUGAGAUAUCAGGUGGAACUAUUGAUGUAGAGGAACGAAUUGAAGUUUUGGCAGAGGUAGCAGAGCCAGUAAAAGAAGCUGAGAAUUCCCAAGGGAACUCUGAUGAUUCUGCAUUAGCUUUGCUAGCUGAUAUUACUAGCAAAUAUCAGCAAGGGGAACAGAAUUUGCAAGCUGCAAAAAAGGAUGAAAUACAAACUGUUUCAGAGAAUCAAGAGGAAACUGAUGUGGUCAGUCCCCCAAAAGCAGUCGAGAGCAUUGAAGUUGUGGAAGUGCAAAUCUCCCAACUCAAUAAUGUGUUUCAUUGUGACAAAUGUGAUCGAUCUUUCAAACUAUAUUACCACUAUAAGCAGCACUUGAAGUUGCACUCGGACAAAGCCUAUGUUUGUCCUCACUGCAGCAAGAUAUAUUCCCGUGAAAGCGCUCUCAAACAUCAUGUGACAUGCAACCAUUUUGAUGUGGAGCAGGCUCGUCGUCACCGGCCUCAAAAGAAGGUUCAUGUGUGUGCUUAUUGCGAAAAACAGUUUGACCAUUUUGGCCAUUUCAAGGAACAUCUCAGGAAGCACACAGGGGAAAAGCCAUUUGAGUGUCCCAAUUGCCAUGAACGCUUUGCCAGAAACAGCACUCUAAAAUGUCACUUGGCAGCAUGUCAGAAUGGUGCUGGUGCUAAGAAAGGAAGAAAGAAGCUCUAUGAGUGCCAGGUAUGCAGUAGUGUGUUUAACAGCUGGGAACAAUUCAAGGACCAUCUGGUAAUACAUACUGGGGAAAAACCUAAUCAUUGUACUAUUUGUGAUCUUUGGUUUACUCAACCAUCUGACAUGCGCACACAUCUUCGAGACUGUCACAAUAUUCAUGAAAGAGUUUUGACUGAGGUAAUACUUCAAGAUCAUGUCACAACAGAUGAAACAGCAGAGGCACUGUUGGAGGAUGUCCGUGUAGAACAUUUGACUGUGGAGGAAGUUCAUAUUGAUCCAUCUCAAGUGGUUGAAGCUGUUCAGGUGCAUGUAGACCCUGUUGAAGUAGAGCAGCGUAAAGAUCAGCAUAUUCAGGAUAAUGAGGAAAAGUCGGCAGAGGCUGAAGGCCGUGAGGUAACUGAUGGACAGACUACAGAAGCACAGGUGGAAGAGCACAUAGAAAUUGGUUCAGAACAAGUCUCAGAUAGCACUGUACCACACUAUUUAGAACAUACUGUGCAAGAGGUUGAAAUGGAACAUGAGCAAGUGGAAAUUCAUGUGGAAGAGACUGAAGUAAUACAAGAGGAAGAAGUAUAAGCAACAUAUUGAGAAAGUAGUAUGUGAAGAACUUUGACCUCCUAUAAUGCAGAAAGCAUAAUGGAUUUUGCUUUUUCAAUUAGAGGGGAAUAUUUCUUCCUCAAUGUGUUUUAGCCUAUUUAAAACUGAAAACCUAAACUCCAGGAAUAUGAGUGUACAUUUGAAAAAUAGACAUGCAUAUUUAAAAGAAUUACUAAUUUGCACCCUGUCAUCUUUGUACUUCUCAUUUUCUGAAAUUAGCUACUGUAAUUGUUUUUAUGUUUUUUGUAGUUUGCAUAAAUACUGGUAUUUUUUUUGUAAAAAAGACAUACCAGUUAAUAUAUUUCCCCUACCCAGGGAAAACCAUGCUUCUAAAAGAAGAAUGUAAAUGUAUAUUUUAGACAUAACGCAGUACACAGGUCAUGCUUGCCUAUUAAAAGGUGCAAGAGACCUCUGAAGCUUAAUUAUACUGUAUGUUCAGUUCUUUAUCAAAUAUUUAAAAGGUAGAUUUCAGGCAAUGCUGACAGCAUGGAGAUUUUUCUGUAAAAUUAUUUGAUGGUACUCUGCUGCACUAUGUAUAAAUAACAUAAUAAUUUGUCCCACACUGAUUAUGAUUCAACCAACAUUUCUAAUGUUUAUUUGUUAUAACUAAUGUGUCCAUGUCAUUCCAAUUUGGAAGAACACUAGAUAUUGUAUUAAUAUUGUACAUGCUUUUUAAAAAUGAUAAAAUCUUAUUUGGCUGUACAUUUUUUUUUCUUUGAAGUGGGGGAGGCCGUACAAUGUCAAAAAAAGCUUUAAGUCUUCUAUGUGAUAUCCCAAGAAUAUUGAGAUUACAUACUUGAAAGUCACUCUUAACUGCUUAGUGGUCUUUGUACAUGUCUUUUUCCUGUCUUCCAUAGAUAAAGAAUCCUAAGAUACUUUAGGUAUGUGUAAUAUUACGGUGGUUUUACAGACAUUUUAAAGACCUGAAUUCAGCUAAGUGUUUGGUUCCUUUUGGUGCCAAAAGAAAAUUGGAAUAAGUGUGGCCCAUUAGGGAUACAGUUUAAAUGUCAUUAGUUACAGCUAUAUUUCAAAGUUACUGAUUCUUUUAAUUGAUCCUUACUGUUUAUUCAUUUUUAUUUUGACGUGGCAAGGUUUUUAUUUAUUAAGCUUAUAAUUUUUUGUAAUCUGAUAAAAAUGUAAGCAUAAAACCUAGUAACCAUUCAUAUUUACAUAGCAACUAUUCAUUUUUGUAUAUUCAUAUUUUACAGUGGAUACUAGUGACCAAAUAAAUAUACAUGAAAUAA
Messenger RNA from Polypterus senegalus (gray bichir), 4074 nucleotides. RefSeq names its product zinc finger protein 131 (gene zbtb35). The transcript has 7 exons. Gene Ontology annotation, cellular component: nucleus. Lineage: Eukaryota; Metazoa; Chordata; Cladistia; Polypteriformes; Polypteridae. The record is from RefSeq and is a predicted model, not a curated record. Gene Ontology annotation, biological process: regulation of transcription by RNA polymerase II. Gene Ontology annotation, molecular function: protein binding; DNA-binding transcription factor activity, RNA polymerase II-specific; RNA polymerase II cis-regulatory region sequence-specific DNA binding. The coding region runs from base 1031 to 2809 and encodes 592 amino acids.